AUGGGGAAGAGAAAGAAAACUAGGGCUUCCAAGGAUAACGCAGAGGAGGAAGAAAUUAAGGCAAACGACGGGUCGUCUUCGUCACAGGAUAAGAGCUUGUAUGAGAUUCUUGGGGUAGAAAAAACAGCGUCUCAGCAAGAGAUAAAGAAAGCUUAUUACAAGUUGGCUCUGCGACUGCAUCCUGAUAAGAAUCCUGGUGAUGAGGAGGCCAAAGAAAAAUUUCAGCAGCUGCAAAAGGUUAUGUCAAUUCUUGGUGACGAGGAGAAACGGGCAGUGUAUGAUCAGACCGGCUGUGUUGAUGAUGCUGACCUAGCAGGAGAUGACAUCCAGAAUUUGCACACAUUUUUCCGAGCUAUGUACAAAAAGGUUACUGAGGCCGACAUUGAAGAGUUUGAAGCAAACUACAGAGGCUCUGAUUCUGAGAAAACAGAUUUGCUUAAUCUAUAUAAAAAGUGCAAGGGUAACAUGCACAGGCUUUUCUGCUGCAUGCUCUGCUCUGAUCCUAAGCUAGAUUCACAUCGAUAUAAGGACAUAAUUGAUGAGGCUAUUACAGCAGGUGAGCUGAAUUCAACCAAAGCAUAUGAUAAAUGGGCUAAGCAAGUGUCCGAGACAAAGCCACCUACAAGUCCACUCAGACAAAGAAAGAAAUCAAAGAAAAAUUCAGAAGACUUGUAUGCUGUAAUCGCUCAGCGCCAAAAUGAGAGGAGAGGCAGGAUUGAUUCGAUGUUCUCAUCUCUGGUUCAAAAAUAUGGAGGUGAAACAGUUCCUGAGCCUAGCGAAGAAGAAUUCGAAGCUGCAAGAAUAAAACUUGAAAGGCAGAGGACAUCAAAACGGAAGAAACUAUAA
This is a messenger RNA of Fraxinus pennsylvanica, 846 nucleotides long. Lineage: Eukaryota; Viridiplantae; Streptophyta; Magnoliopsida; Lamiales; Oleaceae. The record is from the annotation of a GenBank genome assembly.